GCUUAUUUAGACGAUAACAUUAUUUUGCGGCAUAAAAACAACGGGGCAAGGAGCAGCGAACUUUCCUCAGUGCCGGGGCCCCUUCUUCUCUUCUGGCCGUUUCUCCCUCUCUGUCCCAACUGCGAGAGAGAAGGACGUCACCUGCCAUGGCCCACCGAGUGAGAAGCAGGACUGCUGAGUCAGCAGAGAACAAGAAAACAAAGGUCACGCCUCGAAGAUUGACGGAGAAGAUUGCAAUAAUGAGACGAAGAGAACACGAGCAGUCGGAGGCCUUCCAGAAAGCCAUGAAGAGUAUCUUUGAGAUGCAGCAGGCUCAGCAGGCCCGAGCUAACACCAGUAUCCACAGCGGAGGGGGCUCCAUGCCGUCUCUGGUGGCCAUCGACUCCAACCCAGUCCCUCCUUCCAUUGACAUGCAGAGUGUGUUCAACGAUCUGAAUGAGGUAACAAUGAGGUCGUCUCUCUCCUCCACCACUUCCAGAGAGAGACCGCACAGCGGAGGGCCCACUGGCAGGAGGUCCCAGUUCGACAAGAGAACUCAAUCCAUAUCCUCUCACAUUAUGUACCCUUCUCUCUGCCCUCUCGUCUUCUCCCCUCUCUCUCCUUCCUUAGUCCUACUCUCCUCCUUAUGUGUGUCCUUCUUUCGCCUCUUUCUUCUUUGUCCCCCUCUCUCCCUUCCUCUUCCUAUGCCUCCCUUACUGACUACGUAUCUCUUCUCUCAGUCUCUCCUCUUCCUCUUCCUUACCUGGCAUGCCUCUUCUCUCUUGUCUAUUGUAUAUGAAUGCCAUAUAGCCAGGAAAGUUUACCGUUUAGAAGUGCUGUUGUCCACGAAAAUAUUCUCUGAAAAUUUUGUAGUCUGGGAUAUAUUUAUUGCAGGACUAUAGCCAUGUGCAAAAAAUUUCCCUUGAAAAUGUCGGUUUUUUAACAUAAAACUUUGCUCCCUCAACAGUUUCUCACUACACCAGUAUAACUUGACCUUUGUACUCUUGAAUAUUCUGAUAGUAUGUAUGUGUGUACCUUAACCACUGAGCACUGUGACACGGAUCCAUACCCAACCUUAAUUGGAACAGGGCACAUGGAACACCAGUAUCUCCACCAGCCAGCAGCAGACUGGAUGGAAGGAGACCUCUCCAGGCACAAGUCGGACUCUGACCUCCAGCAGAGUUUGUUGACUCAGCAGCCCGGACACCCAGGGAUGCUGAAUCAGCAGUUUUAUUCCCUGGUCCACCCCCAAAUCACCUCUGGCACAUGUCACACUCCGCCUCCUCCCUCCUCCUUCCUCAGCAACAAAUUGCACGCCACUCCAAAUGACCUUGGAGUGUGGGGCAAACAGAAGCGACCAGCCUCUAUCAGCACAGCUGCCUCACUACUUAGUCCAGAUGCUGCGGCACACAUCUACCAGAACACCCUUGCAGCCCCUGGGCCUGGCACUGCCUCCUCCUCUCUCCCCGACCUCACCAACAUAGAGUUCGAGUCAGGGCUCGAUGUUCCUCUAGAGAGAGAUGACCCUGCCCCCCAGGCCACGCCCCUUCUGCCACACCUACCUCUGCAACAGCAGCAGCAGCAGCAGGGACUGAUGUUCCCCUACCAGGCUCCGCCCACCCAGCAAGGGGGAUUCCCCGCCUCGAACCUACUCAUGAACAGCUUCCAGGCAAACCACCAGCUGCCACCCACUUCUUACAUCACCAGCCAUGCCUACUUCCCCCAGCCCCUCCUCCCCAGCGUCCCCAGUAUCCCACACUCCAAUCACCCCCUCCCGACCUCCCACUCCUUUAAUCACCAGCAACAAUUACUCCCUCACUACCUCCACCCGCUCAGCAAAAACAUCCCCGCACUCAAUCUUAACCCUAGUUCCAACUACAGACCCUCUCAUUUCAGCUCGUUAGGCCCUCCUUUUCACAUUCCUCUGUCCUGCUCUAGUGGCACCAUCAGAAAGGGGCCAACAGCUCAAACCUUUCAGAACAUUGCAACCUCUAGCAGCAGUGGUGGACAGGUCGGGACACCACCUCAGAGUAGAGCUGCGACUGGUUACCAGCCUCCUCACCCUCUCCUCCCAUCACUUCUCAACCCCACCACCACAAGUCGCCCGAAUCCCUACCAGGGGGCCACUCUCGGGGGGCCAAAUAUCCCCCCGGCGUUGCAGACAACAGCCAAGAGCAACAGUCUUCCUCCUCAGAUGAAUGUCGUGAUCCAGCCCCCCCGGCCUUCCCCCAGCAUUCUUUCCACAUCGACCCCCUCGCAACCCGUCCCCGGGCCUUUCUCUCCUCCUCACUCCUCACUGCAGGCACAAUCACCGCUCUCCAUCGUGCAAUCACCUCCCUCCCCCGGUACAUUGCCCCUGCCUAACAACACUAAUCGAGUUCCUCCCGCCCCUCUUGUUGCGGGAGGCGAACCCACCCACGUCAGAGCUCAGUUUCCCAUCUCUAGCAUUAGUUCUCUCCCGGCCACUCCUACCAUUACAAUCAGCCCGGGAUUCUCCGCUCUACCGAGCUACCUCGCUGCAAGACAACAGCAGGCCCUCCAGGAAAGGUUUGCUUCGUUUGGCAUGCACAAAACGGAGCACCUCAUUCGGUCGCACUCGGAGGAAAACCUACAGCAGAAAGUCCAGAAAGAGAGGGGUGACCUCAUGCACAACCCGUUCAUGGGUAACCUGGCUAAUGCUAACAGUGUUCCCUGUGUGUACGUUGAUUCCCCGAGCAAUGAGAACAUAGCGGAGAUUUGCGAUUCGCCCACUACUGGUGACAGUCCGUCCACAUCUGCUAGUUAUGCUUCGUCGCCGCCCUCUGUCCGUCCGUUCUGGAUCGACCAACAACAGGCCAACGAAUUUGUCUUCCACGGUCACGAGUGGCCCAUGAUGGACAGUGGUGGUGGUGGUGGUCCCACGACCGGUGGUACCACUGCCGCGACCGACAAGACCAAACCGGGCUCGCCCAUCAGUCACCACAAGUCUCUCACGGAUCUCAAUGCCCCUGUGGAGUUUGCAGAGCUGUCUCCACGGGCCAACCGCAGCGUCCAGCUCUCCCUCCCCUCCAUUGUGAUGAGUGAUCUGGCCAUGGACGAACAGGGCGACAAACUAAACAGCCCCGUGGUGUUCAGCGAGUACAACGUCGAGGAUGCUGUAAUGGACACUCUACUGAAACAAGAAGAGUUCUCAGGACUCCAAAACUUUGACAUGGGUUUCUUGACUUCUGAUAUUCUCAUGUCUGGGUCACCUGAUAGCAUGCUGCACAAAAACUUGCAGUUCUGAUACUCAGUGGUGACUUUUGUCGAGCAGACUUGGGGUGUGCAGGGUUAUUUUUACAGGAAAUUCAGUCUGUUUGCAAUCUGUUUUUGUGACUAUCAAUUUUCCCUCCUAUGCAACAUUAUGUACAAAUCCGUUUCUCAAAUGCACGCAUCUGUAUGUGCAUUGUCUUUUUGUUUCAUUUUGUUGUAAGUACGAAAGGUUUACAAAUAAUGCCCUCAAAGUGUUGCCUGCUGCGCAUGCAAUUGAUGCAAAGUUGCACAAAUUAUGCUUUUAACCAAAUGCAGUUUAACAAUAGUGCAAGCAAGGCCAAUUUGGAAAAUCAGCUUUUGUUUUCGUUGAGAUUGCAUAAUAUUAUCAGCAAGAUCGCUUAGCCCUC
Molecule: messenger RNA, 3617 nt
Organism: Geodia barretti
Lineage: Eukaryota; Metazoa; Porifera; Demospongiae; Tetractinellida; Geodiidae
Source: the annotation of a GenBank genome assembly